Guillardia theta CCMP2712 is the source of this 1191-nucleotide messenger RNA. RefSeq lists its product as hypothetical. Gene Ontology annotation, molecular function: allantoicase activity. The record is from RefSeq and is a predicted model, not a curated record. The coding region runs from base 1 to 1191 and encodes 396 amino acids. Lineage: Eukaryota; Cryptophyceae; Pyrenomonadales; Geminigeraceae. Gene Ontology annotation, biological process: allantoin catabolic process. The transcript is spliced from 11 exons.
AUGGCGGCUGCUGCGCCGGAGUGGACGAUGCUGCCACAGCUGAAUGGAGAGAGGGCUGGCACCGCGAUCCUGUUUGCUACAGACGAGUGGUUUGCCGAGGCUGGGAACCUAAACAGGGAGGGACCUCCUCAGUUUGAUCCCAACGCCUUCGAUACCCACGGGAAAGUGAUGGAUGGAUGGGAGAGUCGAAGGAAGAGAACGGCGGGGCAUGAUUGGUGUCUCAUGAAACUCGGACUCUCUGGAGUUAUCCGGGGCUUCGAGGUCGACACGUCCUUCUUCACCGGCAACCAGGUUCCUCGGAUCUCGAUUCAAGCUGCCUGCAUCAGCGGCGACCUGCCGCCGGUUGGACAGGGCGCGACUGCCUGGACCGCGAAGCCCCGCAAGGGGUCCAAGGCAACAGACGAAGAGGCGAGGCGACUGGUGAACUUGGGGACAGACAAGUGGCACACGCUGGUGCCCAUGACCCCCCUGCAGCCGGGAUACAUCGACUGCUGCAAGCACUUCUUCCCGGUGGAGGACGCGAGGCGCUGGACCCACCUUCGCAUCAACUACUUCCCGGAUGGGGGGGUGGCGAGGAUCCGAUGCUUUGGGGAGGUGCAGAAGGACUGGGGGCAAGUCGUGCUGGGACCGGAGGAGCUGGUGGAUCUCGCGGCUACCGAGAACGGCGGCAUCGGCCUCAUGGCUUCCAACUCUCACUACGGCCGUCCGCAGAACAUGCUAGGGAUGGGAAGAGCUGUAAAUAUGGGAGAUGGAUGGGAGACUGCUCGGAACCCCAACAGGCCGCCAGUCUUUGCCACUGACGAGCAAGGGAUGAUGAAGCUGCCGGGCAACGACUGGUGUGUGAUACAGCUAGGAGCUGCUGGCCUUGUCCGCGCGAUCAGCAUCGACACUCUUCACUUCAAAGGCAACUAUCCCGAGUCCUGCCUCAUUGAAGCCGCCUGCUCUCCUGGUUCGUCCCGUCUUGACUUCAAGCCGGAAGAGGCGCAGUGGAAGGUCCUCCUCCCCAGGACCCGCUUGUCCCCACACAAUGACCAUCGUUUCGACGACAAGUCCGGCAUGCUGAACUUGCCGACUCCCGUCACUCACAUCCGGCUGACCAUCUACCCCGACGGAGUGAGUGACUGCUUGCUACCUCCGGCUUCCCUCACUUUCCCUGUCACAGGGCGUGUCGAGGCUGCGGAUCUGGGGUAG